Messenger RNA from Trichechus manatus latirostris (Florida manatee), 4120 nucleotides. RefSeq names its product kinesin family member 24 (gene KIF24). The record is from RefSeq and is a predicted model, not a curated record. NCBI's taxonomy places the organism in Eukaryota, Metazoa, Chordata, Mammalia, Sirenia, Trichechidae. Gene Ontology annotation, molecular function: microtubule motor activity; ATP binding; microtubule binding. Gene Ontology annotation, cellular component: microtubule. Gene Ontology annotation, biological process: microtubule-based movement; microtubule depolymerization. The transcript is spliced from 12 exons. Bases 20 to 4120 code for a protein of 1366 amino acids.
UAGAAAUCUACUCACAAAAAUGGCAUCCUGGUUGUAUGAAUGUCUUUGUGAAGCUGAACUUGCACAGUAUUAUCCUUAUUUUACUGCUCUUGGCCUUCGGAAAAUAGAUGAAUUAGCCAAAGUUACAAUGAAGGACUACUCCAGAUUGGGAGUCCAUAACAUGAAUGACCGCAAACGUCUCUUCCAACUUAUCAAAAUUAUUAAGAUUAUGCAGGAAGAAGAUAAAGCAGUCAGUAGCCCAGAGCAUCCUCUUCAGACAAGCAGCCUGUACAUCAGGCCUCAGAAAUCCAGGUCUGGCCCUUGCAGGCAACUGCAUUUUGAUUCUCCUGUUGGCAGCAAAGACAGAACUGCCAGCAACAGUGGCUUUGAAAUGUGCAAUUUAUCAGAUUUCUCUGCAAAUGAACAGAAGCCCAGUUGCCUAAAAGUGCUGGAGCACAUGCUAUCAGAUGAUUCCCAAUACCAUGAAAAAACAAGAAUUCUUAAUGCCACAGCUGCUGAUUCCUAUGUGCAAACAAAAAUGAACACUCCACUCUUUUCAUCAAGUCAUUUUUCUCCAGUACCGGGGGAUUGUGAUAUUCCCAUUAUUCAAAGAGUCUCUCAUGUGUCGGGGUAUAAUUAUGGAAUCCCUUAUUCUUGUAUCAGACAGAAUACCUCAGAGAAAGAGAAUCCUUGGACUGAAAUGGAGAAAAUCAGAGUUUGUGUUCGAAAACGCCCUCUGGGUGUGAGGGAGUUACGUCGUGGAGAAAUUAAUAUUAUUACCGUAGAAGACAAAGAAACCUUGCUUGUACAUGAGAAGAAAGAAGCAGUUGACCUCACACAAUAUAUUCUGCAGCAUGUUUUUUAUUUUGAUGAAGUCUUUGGUGAGGCGUGCACCAAUCAGGAUGUAUACAUGAAGACUACUCACCCACUCAUUCAGCAUAUUUUCAAUGGAGGCAAUGCUACUUGCUUUGCAUAUGGACAGACAGGCGCUGGAAAGACCUACACCAUGAUAGGAACUCAUCAGAACCCAGGACUGUAUGCUCUGGCUGCCAAAGAUAUCUUCAGACAACUAGAAGUGUCCCAGCCAAGAAAGCGCCUCUUUGUGUGGAUCAGUUUCUAUGAAAUCUACUGUGGACAGCUUUAUGACCUCCUAAAUCGAAGAAAAAGGCUCUUCGCAAGAGAAGAUAGCAAGCACGUGGUACAGAUAGUGGGACUUCAAGAGCUUCAGGUGGCUAGUGUGGAGUUCCUUUUAGAGGUGAUCUUAAAGGGCAGCAAGGAGCGCAGCACCAGGGCCACUGGAGUUAAUGCAGAUUCUUCCCGCUCCCAUGCUAUCAUCCAAAUUCAGAUCAAAGAUUCAGCCAAGAGGACGUUUGGCAGGAUCUCUUUUAUUGACUUGGCUGGCAGUGAAAGAGCAGCAGAUGCCAGAGACUCAGAUAGACAGACAAAGAUGGAAGGCGCAGAAAUAAACCAGAGUCUUCUGGCUUUGAAGGAAUGUAUUCGAGCACUGGAUCAGGAACACACCCAUACUCCCUUCAGGCAAAGCAAGUUAACUCAGGUCCUGAAGGACUCUUUCAUUGGUAAUGCCAAAACCUGCAUGAUUGCCAACAUCUCACCAAGCCACGUGGCCACAGAGCACACUCUGAAUACCUUGCGCUACGCUGACCGGGUGAAAGAACUAAAGAAAGGCAUCAAAUGUUGUGCUUUAGCUACCAGUCAAAAUCGGACGUCUGGAAACUCCUCUCCAAAACGAAUUCAAAACUCCCCUGUGGCCCUGCCAGGGGACAAGUGUUCUCCCAAAAAAGUCAAGCUAGGACUUCAGCAGUCACUCACAGCAGCCUCUGGCUCCAUGAGAGGGAAGGCCCAGCCUCUGGCUGCCCACCCACCCAACAUCCCAUUUGCUUCUGUACCUAAGGCCCCUGGUAAAAGGGGUGGCUUCAGAGGGAGUCCUCCCCAAGAGUGGGUCAUUCAGACUAGCCCUGUCAAAGGAACCAUGGGGUCUGGACAUUUGGCCAAAAAAAAGGCAGAAGAAUCAGUACCAUCGUGCUCUGAGAAAAAUCAAAUCAGCAACAAAACUGCCCUUGGGUGGGGAAGCAGGGCCCCUGGCCCAGGAGAAAGCCUGGUGAAUGGUAAGCUGCCUGCCAAGUGCAAGAAAGUGCAGACUGUGCAGCCAGUGCGGAAGCAGCUUGUGUCCCGAGUUGAGCUCUCCUUUGGUGACCUCCACCACUUAGCAGAGUACAGUCAGGACAGCAAGGGGGGCGCCCUUGCCAGGCCUGCCUCUGAAGCUUGGACAAACAUCCCUCCACAUCAGAAAGAGAGAGAGGAACAUUUGCGCUUUUAUCACCAGCAGUUUCAGCAGCCACCUCUCCUCCAACAGAAGUUAAAGUACCAACCACUGGAAAGGCUAUUAUGCCAGUACAGGCCCCAAGAAGAUCAGCUCCCGGAUGAGACCGCCCCUCCGUUCCACUCUUACGCUGAGAGCCAUGAUGGGGCCCAAGCUGAAGACCUUGACGAUAGCGAUUUCAGUGAGGAUUCUUUUUCACAUGUCUCCAGUCAGAGGACCACAAAGCGAAGAAACACCCUGGAGAAUAGCGAAGACCCAUUCUUCCUUCAUCAGAGGGAGCAGAGUGCUGAGGGGCAGGCGGCCGAAAGGCAGCAGAGUCUAUUUUGUAGCCCUAGGACAGAUGGUGACGAGAAGGAUCUAACUGAAAGCUGGAUGUGCUCAAGGGACCCCACAAAUUCCAGAACAGCAGUGCUCGAUCAUGGCUGCAGCCUAAGUGAGGUGCCCUUGGACUGGAGCAGAGACGGGGACUCCUCACUGAUUUCUCCCAAGGGCAAGCUGGCAGAAAAGCCUUACUGCUCCCAGGUAGAUUUUGUAUAUACCCAAAAAAGGGGUGGAGACCCAGCCUUUAAUCUCAGGCAGGAUGCCUUCAGAAGUAAGGUCCCUGGGCAGACUGAGGGCAGCUCACCAUCACCAGAAGAGGACAGUGUCAUUGUCUCACUGUCCCACAUUGCAGUUCCUGGGUCCCCAGACCAAAGACACACAGUCAGCACACCUUUGAGAGAAGUCAGCGAAGACAGCCCAACUCUAAUGACCAGAAUAGUGAAAAAUAAUGACCCUUUCCAAGGAGAAGACUCUGGAGGAGAAUCAGGCACAUGCUCUGAAUAUGCUUCUAGACUGAUGGCUCCCCUCUCGGUUUCCCUCCUGGAGAAUCCCGACAAUGAGGGCUCGCCUCCCUUGGGGCAGAUGGUCCAGGAUGGGGCUGCCCACACUCUAGUGGCAGAGGGCACAGGAAGGUCAGUUGUGGGCCAGACAGUGUCAUGUGGUGAUCAAGAGGCAGUCCUGCCAGUGUCUUCGGCAACUGGGCACCUGUGGCUCUCUUCUUCUCCCCCUGACAAUAAGCCUGGUGGUGAUCUGCCAGCUCUCUCCCCAUCACCCAUCCAUCAGCAUCCACCUGAAAAGCUGUUCAAUGAGGAUGCUGACCUGGGAGAGGCCUGCCAGGGCAGAGAGACUGCGCCUUUCUCCCAGGACCACACAGGUAGCAAGUCGUAUGAUGCUCACGCCGAGGAGCGAGAACUGGGCGGGUCCUGGAGUUUCCCAAGAAAGCCCUUCCCUACCACUUACACUGGGAGUUCUCACUCUGGGCCUAUACUCAUCCCACAGACAGGAAUUAGUGAUGUGGCUUACCAGCCCUGGGCCCAGGAGAGAAAACAUCUGGCAGGGCAGAGUUGGCAGGAACCGGCUUUGUCCACAGACCCCAGCAAGUUGCCCGGCUACCACAAGGACAAACAUAGGCUGAAACGCAGGCCAAUCCCAAGGUGCUUAGCAAGGCCAGGCUCUGCCCUGGUCCCCAGCUGCUCUGCCAAGAUUUCAGGAACACUCCACAAGCCCACCCUGGGGCAAGCACAGCAGGUGGUAAUCCGAGCACACCAGGAACAGCUGGAUGAGAUGGCCGAGCUGGGCUCCAAGGAGGAGACCCUGAUGAACCAGCUGACUUCUGAUGAUUUUGAAGAUUUUGUGACCCAGUUGGAUGAAAUCAUGGCUCUGAAAUCCAAGUGCAUCCAGAGUCUGAGGAACCAGCUGCAGCUGUACCUGGCUUGCCACAGGCCGGCUGCAGCCCCCGAGAGGACAGUGGUAUCCUAG